AUGGAUAUUGAUGAUGUUUCUGGAAAAAGUGUGGUACAAGAAGGGGAAGGUGUUGCUGAUGGCAGAGAAGUACAAGGUGAAGAUAGUUCCGCUGCAGUGGGAGUUACACCUAUAGUUCCACAAGAAGUUGCAGCUGCCUUAGCUGUGGCAGAAGCUGCUUGUGAAUUUGAACAUCUAGAUCUCCACCGGUCUAAUGAGGUGAAACGGAGAAAUUUGUGCUUGAGGGAAGACAAAUGUGGGCAAGAACAUUUAGACAUCCGCUUUGUUUUCUGCAUACAUAGAGGAGAAGCUAUACAUUCUAUUGGCCUAUCUGAUGAUCCAGCACUCUUUGAGGGUCCUAAAAGUUGUAGGCAGAGUCGAACUACAGAGGACAAAAAAGGAUGUACAAGAAAAGAUUGGGAAGCAAGAAACACUGUUUUAUAUGAGAAUCCAAACAAGAAUAUCACUACUCUAUCUGAUCAAGUUAUGCCAUUUAGAUGCGGGGUGGAUGAAAACCAUGCUCACAAGUUGCACAUAACGAAACACUUCUCGUAUAUUAAUGGCCACCGACACACUUGGGAUCGUCCAACUUUGAUGUUAAACUACGCCUUGUCUCCAAAUCACACCAUCGAUUACAUAAAAGCUUCAGAGAUUCGUGCUGCUCUUAAACGUGCUUUCUCGGUAUGGUCAUCAGCCAUUAAUGUUAAUUUUACGGAAACUCAAGACUACGAGCACGCCAACAUCACCAUCGGUUUUUACCAUGGUGACCAUGGAGAUGGAGAUCCAUUUGAUAAUACUACGGUGCUUGCACAUGCAACCGGUCCGGGAAGAGGCGCGGAAUUUCAUUUUAACGCGGCAUUUACUUUUGCAGUUGAUUUCAAUUCCGAGAAAUCAGAUACGGCCUAUGAUUUGGAAUCCGUCGCAGUACAUGAAAUAGGUCAUAUUUUAGGGCUGGAUCAUUCAUCAAUUCCUGAAGCUGUCAUGUGGCCUCAUGGAUCCCCAAGAACCAUAAAGGUGAAGUUAUCAUUGGACGAUGUGUAUGGUGCUCAACUUAUAUAUGGCUCAAACCCAGAUUUUAACCUUGAUUCUGUAAUGAACCGUGCAAGUAAGUCAUUUGGUUUAGGAGAAAUCAUGACAAUUUCUGUUUCGUUACUAGUUACAGCAUUGUUUUCUUGUCUCUAA
This is a messenger RNA of Papaver somniferum (opium poppy), 1161 nucleotides long. RefSeq names its product metalloendoproteinase 4-MMP-like. Gene Ontology annotation, cellular component: extracellular matrix. The coding region runs from base 1 to 1161 and encodes 386 amino acids. NCBI's taxonomy places the organism in Eukaryota, Viridiplantae, Streptophyta, Magnoliopsida, Ranunculales, Papaveraceae. The record is from RefSeq and is a predicted model, not a curated record. The transcript has 7 exons. Gene Ontology annotation, biological process: proteolysis; extracellular matrix organization; collagen catabolic process. Gene Ontology annotation, molecular function: zinc ion binding; metalloendopeptidase activity.